GUGAAAUGCCAGCUUCUGCGCCGUAUGUUGUUGAUUUUUUAUAAACAUUAAUUGUGCGAUAUGUAGCACUUUUUAAAAUAUUAUGCGAUGCUAGUGCGGUCGCAAAUUUAGUUUAUUUUAUCAAUAUAAUUAUUGUGCCUGUGCAGUGAUUGUUUUUUCGUAGAGACAAAUAAGAAUCCGCAAUGGCUGCGAGCGAUUCCAAGGCUCCCUUGCGAACUGUUAAAAAGGUUCAGUUUGGGAUAUUAGCCCCAGACGAAAUUAGAAGGAUGUCUGUUACCGAGGGUGGUAUUCGGUUUUCCGAGACUAUGGAAGGUGGUAGACCUAAACUGGGCGGUUUGAUGGAUCCAAGACAGGGGGUUAUCGACAGAAAUUCACGAUGCCAAACUUGCGCUGGCAACAUGACAGAAUGCCCAGGACAUUUUGGGCAUAUAGAUCUUGCUAAACCUGUGUUUCAUAUUGGGUUUGUAACAAAGACACUGAAAAUUCUGCGAUGUGUUUGUUUUUAUUGCUCAAAGAUGUUAGUGAGUCCUCAAAAUCCAAAAAUUAAAGAAGUAGUUUCAAAGUCUAAGGGACAGCCUCGUAAAAGACUAGCUUAUGUGUAUGAUUUAUGUAAAGGCAAAAAAAUAUGCGAAGGUGGUGAAGACAUGGAUUUGACUAAAGAAGGUGCUCCAGCAGAUCCAAAUAAAAAGGCUGGACAUGGUGGUUGCGGUCAUUAUCAACCCUCAUUAAGAAGGACAGGAUUGGAUAUUACAGCAGAGUGGAAACAUGUAAAUGAUGAAUCACAAGAAAAGAAAAUAUUUGUCAGUGCAGAAAGAGUGUGGGAGAUCUUAAAACAUAUAACAGAUGAAGAAUGUUUUGUUCUGGGUAUGGAUCCAAAAUUUGCAAGACCAGAUUGGAUGAUAAUUACUGUUAUGCCUGUACCACCUUUAGCUGUUAGGCCAGCUGUUGUCAUGUUUGGUGCUGCUAAGAAUCAAGAUGAUUUGACACACAAAUUGUCUGAUAUCAUUAAAGCUAAUAAUGAAUUAAUGAGAAAUGAGGCAUCUGGAGCUGCGGCUCAUGUUAUUACUGAGAAUAUUAAAAUGUUACAAUUUCAUGUUGCAACUUUUGUUGAUAAUGACAUGCCUGGAAUGCCUAGAGCAAUGCAGAAGUCUGGAAAGCCAUUGAAAGCUGUCAAAGCAAGAUUAAAAGGCAAAGAAGGUCGUAUUAGAGGAAAUCUUAUGGGAAAGCGUGUAGACUUUUCAGCACGUACUGUCAUUACACCAGAUCCCAAUUUAAGAAUAGAUCAAGUAGGAGUUCCUAGAUCUAUUGCACAAAAUAUGACUUUUCCAGAAUUAGUAACACCCUUUAACAUAGAAAGAAUGCAAGAACUUGUACGUAGAGGUAAUUCACAAUAUCCUGGUGCAAAAUAUAUAGUUCGUGACAAUGGGGAACGUAUUGACUUACGCUUUCAUCCCAAACCUUCUGAUUUGCAUCUUCAAUGCGGAUACAAAGUUGAAAGGCAUUUAAGAGAUGAUGAUUUAGUGAUUUUCAAUCGGCAGCCCACUUUGCACAAAAUGAGUAUGAUGGGUCACAGGGUAAAAGUCCUGCCAUGGUCUACAUUCCGUAUGAAUUUAAGUUGUACAUCUCCAUACAAUGCUGAUUUUGAUGGUGAUGAAAUGAACUUGCAUGUUCCGCAAUCCAUGGAAACACGAGCUGAAGUAGAAAAUAUUCAUAUUACACCUCGACAAAUUAUUACACCACAAGCAAAUAAGCCUGUUAUGGGUAUUGUACAGGAUACUUUAACUGCAGUUAGAAAAAUGACAAAACGUGAUGUAUUCAUCGAAAAGGAGCAGAUGAUGAACAUACUUAUGUUCUUACCCACUUGGGAUGGUAAAAUGCCACAACCUUGCAUAUUAAAACCAAAACCAUUAUGGACUGGUAAACAAAUCUUUACACUUAUCAUUCCUGGUAAUGUAAACAUGAUCCGCACACAUUCAACCCAUCCUGAUGAAGAAGAUGAUGGACCAUAUAAAUGGAUUUCUCCUGGUGAUACAAAAGUAAUGGUAGAACAUGGACAAUUGAUUAUGGGAAUCUUGUGUAAAAGAACCUUGGGUGCUUCGGCAGGUUCCUUGCUCCAUAUUGUUUUUCUGGAGUUGGGACAUGAGACAGCAGGUAGAUUUUAUGGAAACAUUCAAACGGUGGUAAACAAUUGGCUUUUGUUAGAAGGUCAUAGUAUUGGUAUUGGUGAUACUAUUGCUGAUCCUCAAACCUAUAUGGAGAUCCAGCGUGCUAUUAAAAAAGCCAAAGAAGAUGUCAUAGAAGUUAUCCAGAAAGCUCACAACAUGGAGCUAGAACCUACUCCAGGUAAUACCCUGAGGCAGACUUUUGAGAAUCAAGUAAACAGAAUUCUAAAUGAUGCUCGUGAUAAAACUGGAGGAUCUGCAAAGAAAUCUCUUACCGAAUAUAAUAAUCUAAAAGCUAUGGUGGUGUCAGGUUCCAAAGGUUCCAAUAUUAACAUUUCUCAAGUUAUUGCUUGUGUAGGUCAACAGAAUGUAGAAGGUAAGCGUAUUCCAUUUGGAUUUCGUAAGCGGACCUUGCCUCAUUUCAUUAAGGAUGAUUACGGUCCUGAAUCUAGAGGUUUCGUAGAAAACUCAUAUCUUGCUGGCUUGACACCUUCAGAAUUUUAUUUCCAUGCUAUGGGUGGAAGAGAAGGUCUUAUUGAUACUGCUGUAAAAACUGCAGAAACAGGAUACAUCCAACGUCUGAUAAAGGCUAUGGAGUCUGUUAUGGUACAUUAUGAUGGAACAGUUCGUAACUCAGUUGGACAACUUAUUCAGUUAAGGUAUGGCGAGGAUGGUUUGUGUGGUGAAGCAGUGGAGUUCCAAAACCUUCCCACCAUCAAGUUAUCCAAUAAAGUAUUUGAGAAGAAGUUCAAGUUUGAAUUAUCAAAUGAAAGAUAUCUCCGGAAGAUAUUUAAUGAAGAUGUUGUAAAGGAACUAACAGAAUCAGGCUAUGUUAUUUCCGAGCUGGAAAGUGAAUGGGAGCAGUUAAAUAGGGAUCGUGAAGCUUUAAGAUCUAUUUUUAGCAAUGGAGAAUCUAAGGUAGUACUGCCUUGUAAUCUACAGCGUAUGAUUUGGAAUGUGCAAAAAAUCUUCCAUAUAAAUAAACGAAUGCCUACUGACUUGAGUCCAAUUAAAGUUAUUCAAGGAGUAAAAGAUUUACUUACAAAGUGUGUUAUUGUAGCUGGUAACGACAGGUUGUCGAAACAGGCUAAUGAAAACGCCACUCUACUAUUUCAGUGUCUUAUACGUUCUACAUUGUGCACUAAAUAUGUAUCAGAAGAAUUUAGGUUAUCAACUGAUGCUUUUAAUCUUCUAAUUGGAGAAAUAGAAACACGUUUUCAGCAAGCUCAAUGUAAUCCUGGAGAAAUGGUUGGUGCCUUAGCUGCUCAGUCUUUAGGAGAACCAGCUACUCAAAUGACACUGAAUACUUUCCAUUUUGCUGGUGUAUCAUCAAAGAACGUAACUUUGGGUGUACCUAGAUUGAAGGAAAUUAUCAAUAUUUCCAAAAAACCUAAAGCUCCUUCACUGACUGUAUUUUUAACUGGGGGUGCAGCCAGGGAUGCGGAAAAGGCUAAAAAUGUACUUUGCAGAUUGGAGCAUACUACGUUAAGAAAAGUAACUGCAAAUACAGCUAUCUAUUAUGAUCCCGAUCCACAAAACACUGUGAUAUCAGAGGAUCAAGAGUUUGUUAAUAUCUAUUAUGAAAUGCCUGAUUUUGAUCCAACAAAGAUUUCACCAUGGUUGUUACGUAUUGAAUUAGAUAGGAAACGUAUGACAGAUAAAAAACUGACCAUGGAACAGAUUGCUGAAAAAAUUAAUGCAGGCUUUGGAGAUGACUUGAACUGUAUAUUUAAUGAUGACAAUGCUGAAAAACUAGUACUGCGAAUUCGAAUUAUGAAUAGUGAUGAUAAUAAAUUCCAAGAUGAAGAGGAAAAUGUUGAUAAAAUGGAAGAUGAUAUGUUUUUGAGAUGUAUUGAAGCCAAUAUGUUAUCUGACAUGACAUUACAGGGCAUUGAGGCUAUUGGAAAGGUAUAUAUGCAUUUACCUCAGACGGAUAGUAAAAAACGAAUUAUAAUUACUGAGACUGGUGAAUUCAAAGCAAUUGCUGAAUGGCUAUUGGAAACAGAUGGAACGUCAAUGAUGAAAGUUUUAAGUGAGAGAGAUGUUGAUCCAGUCAGGACCUUCAGUAAUGAUAUUUGUGAAAUUUUCUCGGUGCUGGGAAUAGAAGCUGUGAGAAAGUCUGUAGAGAAGGAAAUGAAUACUGUAUUGCAAUUUUAUGGUCUUUAUGUAAACUAUCGACAUUUAGCUUUACUUUGUGAUGUUAUGACUGCCAAAGGUCACUUGAUGGCUAUCACUCGUCAUGGUAUUAACAGACAAGACACUGGAGCUUUAAUGAGAUGUUCCUUUGAAGAAACUGUUGAUGUAUUGAUGGAUGCAGCUUCACAUGCUGAAGUAGAUCCAAUGAGAGGAGUGUCUGAGAACAUUAUUAUGGGACAACUGCCCAGGAUGGGAACAGGAUGCUUUGAUUUAUUAUUGGAUGCUGAUAAGUGUAAAGAUGGUAUUGACAUUGCAAAUACUCUUGGCGGCGUUGUUGGUGACAUUGGCUUCUUUGGUAUUGCUACCACUCCUAGUGCAAGUCCUAGAAUGACACCAUGGAGUCAGGGAGCUACGCCAGCCCAUGGAGCUAGUGCUUGGUCACCAAAUCAAUAUUCCAUGAUGACACCAGGUGGGCCAUCAUUUUCGCCAUCUGGAGCUUCAGAUGCUUCUGGUCUUUCUCCUGGCUGGCAACCUGGAUCACCUAGUUCUCCAGGACCUUCAAUGUCUCCAUACUUUGCAUCACCAUCGGCAUCUCCACCUUAUUCACCAAACAGUCCAGCAUAUGCACCCACCUCGCCGAAUAUGACACCUACUUCUCCAAUGUAUUCACCAGCCAGUCCAUCGUACUCUCCAACUUCACCAAACUAUUCACCCACAAGUCCAAAUUAUUCUCCUACAAGUCCAAAUUAUUCACAUACUAGCCCCAGCUAUUCACCAACUAGUCCAUCUUACAGUCCCACUUCCCCUUCAUACAGUCCUACUAGUCCUAGUUACUCCCCUACAUCUCCAGUAUAUUCACCAACAAGUCCUAACUAUUCUCCAGCAAGUGCAAGUUAUUCACCCACAAGCCCUAGCUAUUCGCCAACAAGUCCCAGUUAUUCACCUACAAGUCCCAGUUAUCCAUCAGCAUCUCCAUCAUACUCUCCAACUUCUCCCACAUAUUCCCCAACAUCUCCGGCUGCAUAUUCUCCAACAAGCCCCAAUUAUUCCUCAUCCUCACCAAAUUAUACACCAGCAUCACCUAACUAUUCACCGACAAAUCCCAGUUAUUCCCCAAGUUCUCCUAGGUAUUCGCCAGGCAGCCAUAGUUAUUCACCAAGUUCACCAAAAUAUUCUCCCACCACUCCUAAUUAUUCUCCAACGUCUCCAUCAUUUGUUAGUGGAAGUCCGCAAUAUACACCAACAACUCCCUCUUAUUCACCUACCAGUCCCAGUUACUCACCUACUAGUUCAAAUUAUUCCCCUAGUUCUCCACAACAUACUCCAGGUUCUAGCACAAGGUAUUCGCCUAGUUCACCAAAUUAUUCGCCAACUAGUCCUAGUUAUUCACCUGGAUCUCUACAGUACUCGCCUAAUAGCAAGUAUUCACCAACAAGCCCAACAUAUACCCGUACCAGUCCUACGUACUCUCCAUCUUCGCCGUCAUUUACAAAUACACCCGGUUACAGUCCAACAAGUCCUUCUUAUAGUCCAGCAAGCCCUAGUUAUGAUGAAUCAUCAGACUAA
Messenger RNA from Ctenocephalides felis (cat flea), 5864 nucleotides. Its product is annotated as DNA-directed RNA polymerase II subunit RPB1-like. Gene Ontology annotation, cellular component: RNA polymerase II, core complex. Gene Ontology annotation, biological process: transcription by RNA polymerase II. Lineage: Eukaryota; Metazoa; Arthropoda; Insecta; Siphonaptera; Pulicidae. Gene Ontology annotation, molecular function: DNA binding. The record is from RefSeq and is a predicted model, not a curated record.